This is a messenger RNA of Electrophorus electricus (electric eel), 1794 nucleotides long. It is a transcript of the gene ggt6, whose product is annotated as gamma-glutamyltransferase 6. Gene Ontology annotation, cellular component: extracellular exosome. Lineage: Eukaryota; Metazoa; Chordata; Actinopteri; Gymnotiformes; Gymnotidae. The record is from RefSeq and is a predicted model, not a curated record.
AUGGUGCAAAGUACUGUUCGGUACACGAAACUAGCAUCAGAGAUUCAAGAUGAAAUAGAAACUGCUCAUGGUGGCAGCGAUGAAGACCAAGUGACAAUCUACUUAAAGCAGCCUACCAACGGUCUGCAGGGAGAGGCGGGGAAGAAAGACACAUGGGUCCGGGUGGUGAUGGCCCUCGUUCUGCUGGGCAUAGUCUUGGUCUUCAUGAUUCUUGAGUGCAAUGGCUGGUGGUCAGGCCUCCAGGGUGCAGGGGGCAACAGUUCCUAUAGCAAGAUCAUGAAAACCCAAGAGGAGCAUGACCACCACCUCCACGUGGGGGAUGCCAAGGGUGACGACCACAAAGGCGGAGAUCAUCACCAUCAUCAUGAUCACGCUUCACUGUACCACCAUGCUGUUGUCCUGACAGCCUCAGAUAACUGUUCCAAGGUUGGCAAAGAGCUUCUCCAGGAGGGAGGAAAUGUUGUUGAUGGAGCAGUUGCAUCUCUGCUCUGCUUGGGAGUUGUCCACCCCCACAUAGCAGGAGUAGGUGGUGCAUUCUCGGCCAUUCUGUACAACGGCACAACAGGAUCACUCAAAGUAAUAUAUUCCACUGGACCACAAGUGCCCUCAAUGCCUUAUGGAGUCCCAUCCAUACUGCAGGGUGUCAGAGAGCUGCACUCUCGAUGGGGACAUUCAGAAUGGCGCAGUCUUUUCCAAGGAGCCAUCGGCUUAGCUGAGGAUGGCUUCCUGAUCGACGGCAUUCUCGGAAGGGCCUUGGAAGCUCACGAGGAUGAAAUCACCACGUCCGAUCUAUGUGACCUGUUCUGCAACGAGAGCAGACAUCUGAAAUCAACCGGCAUGCUCAUGUCCAACCGGAAUCUUGCCGAGCUCUUGCGGGGUGCCAGCCUAAAUGAGUCCCAUUUCCCAGAAACGCUGGCCAUGAAAUUGGCUGAGGACCUCUCCCUGCAUGAGAGGCCUGCUUUCUCCGCUGCCGUUCAACGAAGCCAUGGAGAAAUCAAUGAGCCUCUUAUCGCUGAGGGGGAGAAAUACACUGUCCUUUCAGACACCUCCCCUCUCACGGGCUUGAUGCUAUCUGUUAUAUUAGAGCGAGUCAGGGAGCAAAGCGUGGCCUUUCAGGGAAGCGGAGAUCUUAACAGUGUUGCUGCCUCUUACGCCAGCCUCUUUAACUUGACUUGGGUACUCAACAAUACGGGCGAGAAAAACCUGGGCUCCACAGAGUUAUUUGGUCUUAACAUGCGGGGCAGUCACAUUGGGGUGCUGGACAGGCGCGGCAAUUUUAUCAUCAUGUCGGCUUCUCUGAACGCCACAUGGGGUUCCAGGCGGCUCCUGCCAUCCAGCGGGGUUAUCCUCAGCAGUUUUACCACAAACAUCUCACACUCACCUUACGUCAGCUUUCCGUUAGUUAUAAAGAUCAGCACUGACAGCGACCCUGAGAGCGAUGGCGAUGAGGGAGACAGUGAAUUGGAAGUCAUUGCUGUUGCCGGAGGUCUUUCUGCUGUGUUUAAUGCUGCCAUUCUGCUGCAUAACAGGGUUGACUUUGGAAUGCCUUCGGCGGAGGCUGUUGGCAGUCCACUCCUCCACCUGGAGCAGGGAACCACUACGGCUGUGGCUGUUUGUCUGUCUGCCAUUUCAAAUGGCUCUGAUAUUUAUAGGCUGCUCCCGGAGUGGGCUGGGAGGUUACAGGAGGUGGAGGAGUGCGCGGAUGACUCCGUGUCCAUGCUGCUGCGCUUCCAUGCGGACCACGUUAGCACACAUAGUGCCCCUGCUGUCACUGACCACACCGAUGGCUACUGA